This is a messenger RNA of Morus notabilis, 514 nucleotides long. RefSeq names its product 40S ribosomal protein S28. The record is from RefSeq and is a predicted model, not a curated record. Bases 82 to 279 code for a protein of 65 amino acids. Lineage: Eukaryota; Viridiplantae; Streptophyta; Magnoliopsida; Rosales; Moraceae. The transcript has 2 exons. Gene Ontology annotation, molecular function: structural constituent of ribosome. Gene Ontology annotation, cellular component: cytosolic small ribosomal subunit; ribosome. Gene Ontology annotation, biological process: ribosomal small subunit assembly; translation; maturation of SSU-rRNA.
CGAACUAUACAGACAUACUCCCAAACCGGUUUCGUCAUCGCCACCUCUGAACUCAGCGAGAGCGCAGCGAAAUCGACCAGAAUGGAGUCCCAAGUGAAGCAUGCUGUGGUGGUGAAAGUCAUGGGCCGUACCGGCUCAAGAGGACAGGUGACUCAAGUGAGAGUCAAGUUUCUUGAUGACCAGAACCGGUUCAUUAUGAGGAAUGUCAAAGGGCCGGUGAGGGAAGGCGACAUUCUCACCUUGCUUGAGUCCGAGAGAGAGGCAAGGAGGUUGCGUUGAUGGGUCUUUCCUGUUGUUUGAUUGCAACCUUCUUUUCUCAGUUUUGUUUACGACUAUGUGUUGGUGAAUUUAGGGGGAGGCCAUUAUCAGUCCAUGUCUUCUUAGUUUUAUGUUUGGUAUUAUUAGCAUGACAAACUUGAGUUUUUGAGACUAUUUAUGUGUGGAAUGAAUUAGAUUUGUCAAUGGUGGAAAAGAACUAAACUUUGGGUUUAUCAAUUGUUUUUGCUUGCUUGAA